AUGAACAACAGAGAGUCUGACUUGGACCGGAACCGUGCCGUGACGAAAGCCAAACCUCAUCUCACAGAGCUCGUCAAGUAUAGUGCAGAGUCAGGGGCGUACAACUAUCUGUUAACCCAUAUUUCGGAAGCAGCGGCAUCUUUUCUCUUUGACAACGAAGAAUCAUGGCUUAGAAGAUUCGAAAAGCACGUAGCGGAGCUUGAGCCUGAGGAAGAGCCAUACGAUCUCGAACAGCUACUGAGUGCGCUUGGCGCGGCGAACUGGGAUGAUAUUGAUGCCAUCGUUCAGUUCUGUUUCGUGCUCGCGGCAGAACAAGGCGUUCUUGAGUUCAGUACACACAUUGUUCCAAUCACGAGUCACCUGAUAGCCAAUCUGAAUUGCUGGGCUCGUCGCCAGCAUAUCGAACAGUGCAAGAAACAACCACUCGCUGUCGACCAGAUACAUGUCAAAAAGCCCAGGAGUCAUAAUAUUUCACGCACGGUAUCAGGCCGCGUAGAAAAGAUUACAUCCACAAGCAGAAGCAACCCCCACUGGAUCAAGGACACCACUCAAACGCCGCGUGAAAUCAGGAAUUCCAACUUCACCGAGCGAAUGAGAAAGAUCGAACAACUAGUUAAUGAGAGACGUAUCCUUGGAACGAAAACCGACGCGACAAUCUCUGUGGUCAAAAAGCUGGAACUAGAAGAUCGCAAACUGGACCUGAGGAUCACUGAGGCGUUGGAUCCGCUGCAGAUUGAUCUGUCAGGCUUGAAUAUGGGAUAA
Pyrenophora tritici-repentis Pt-1C-BFP is the source of this 762-nucleotide messenger RNA. RefSeq lists its product as uncharacterized. The record is from RefSeq and is a predicted model, not a curated record. NCBI's taxonomy places the organism in Eukaryota, Fungi, Ascomycota, Dothideomycetes, Pleosporales, Pleosporaceae.